AUGGACUUUUCUUCCCUCAACUCUGCCGAGCAGGCGCACAUGACGCGCGUUAUCGAGCGCAAGCAGAUGCAAGACUUCAUGCGCCUCUACAACAACCUGGUGGACCGCUGCUUCAACGCAUGCGUGAACGACUUCACGAGCAAGGCGCUCUCGUCAAAAGAGGAACAAUGCGUCCUCAACUGCACGGACAAGUUCUUCAAGCACUCGGAGCGGGUGGGGCUGCGGUUUGCGGAGCAGAACUCCGAGAUAAUGGGACAAGGCGGGAGCUCUUAA
This is a messenger RNA of Epithele typhae, 273 nucleotides long. Its product is annotated as mitochondrial import inner membrane translocase subunit TIM9. Bases 1 to 273 code for a protein of 90 amino acids. Lineage: Eukaryota; Fungi; Basidiomycota; Agaricomycetes; Polyporales; Epitheliaceae. The transcript is spliced from 4 exons. The record is from RefSeq and is a predicted model, not a curated record.